This is a messenger RNA of Schizosaccharomyces japonicus yFS275, 2213 nucleotides long. RefSeq names its product arrestin Aly1. Bases 384 to 1838 code for a protein of 484 amino acids. NCBI's taxonomy places the organism in Eukaryota, Fungi, Ascomycota, Schizosaccharomycetes, Schizosaccharomycetales, Schizosaccharomycetaceae. The record is from RefSeq and is a predicted model, not a curated record. The transcript is spliced from 2 exons.
AACGCCUUUCUUAAGCUCAAAACCGUGUAUAUACAGUUCUCUAUAUUCAUUUACUGAUCAUUGUUUUUCAUUUUAUUUGCUGCAUUUGAUUGAUCUUGAUCGUUUUUGGCGAUUUAGAUUCUUGACAAUAGUUGUUGUAAUUUAGACGAAGAAGCACGUCUUAGCUCCCCUUGUGAGGCGGCCUACGUGAUAUCGGGAUUCAGGAGAAGUUUGUUUGACUGGCAUAUUGAUGCUGGAGAGAAACUCGGCUAAGAAUCCGUCUUCAGCUUUUUAUUUAUUGUUUUAAUUAUUCUCAUAUUUUCGUUAAAUCGUGUUCUGUUUAAAAGUUUAUCGGCAACUAGGAUCAAACCACUGGUUCUUACUCAUUUGUAUACUCAGUUUCAAUGUCAAUGUUUGGAUUGAGUCGUAACAAGUCUUUUGGUUCGAUGAACGUCACGCAAAAGCGAGACACAGUGAUUCGUUUGACGGACAGACUUUCUCAACCAGAUCCCACAAAACAUCUUUACCAAGAGGCUAAGCUGCGAAAAUGUGAAGGGAUAAAGUACAAGGCUCGCGAAUGGCUUUUGGUAUCUGAGACCGGCAGCAUGCGAGUAGCGAUUUCACUUGCCGAACCUGUACUGUAUCUGCAGGGAGCAAGUGCAUCGGAAAGUCGCGACGAGAAGUCUACAGUGCUUCGAGGCGCUAUGUGUAUUCACGUCCUGAAAACAUCUCGACUGAAAAAGAUUCAACUUGGUUUUUAUGGAAAAGCACGGACGGAGUGGCCGGACGGAAUUCCUCCAAAACGCACGGACAUGUAUGAAGAAAGCAACAUCAUGUACCAUUCUUGGCUGUUUUAUCAUUACGACCAAAAACUCGAUCCUGAGAGCCAUGGCGCUAUUUGGCAUAGCAUUGAUUCAACCUAUACCGAUACGUCGAAGUACACGAUGACACAUGAUCACUUUUAUCCUGGUCAGUAUGUGUAUGCAUUUGAACUUCCUAUAUCAUGUACGUUUCCGGAAUCUAUACAGACUGACAUGGGCAUGGUCUACUAUUACCUGGAGCCGUUUGUGGAGAAGUAUGGGACAUUUGCUUCAAAUGCUUCUGGACGUCUGAAAGUUGAACUAAUCCGCUCGCUCUCAACAGCAAGCAUUGCUUCCUCAGAACCCAUUAUUGUGUCUCGGAAUUGGGACAAUGCCCUGCAUUAUGAAAUAUCCAUCACCGGAAAAUGUCAAGUUAUGGGGCAACGGGUACCCAUUCUUUUUAAAUUUACACCCCUUGCGCAAAUUAAGCUACAGAAGCUUUAUGUAAUUCUGAUCGAGCGCAGGAAUUACUAUUGUCGACAGCGUACAGUACAUCGGAAAGAGAAAACACGGCAAUUGCUGGUGUACGAAAAGGUUGCCACGAAUGAAGAUGGAAACAUGCUGCACAUUUUCAGAAAGACAGGAAACACCCUAGAGUUUGAAGAUUAUGUGCGGAUACCUGGUUGCCAUGAUAUGGCCUCAAACAUUGUAAACUUUGACACAACAUAUCCAAACAUUAAGAUUACGCAUACCUUGCGGACAGUUUUGUUGUUAUCGAGAAUGGAAGAUGCACGGCCCGCGGAGAAACCCAAGAGCUACAAAAUCUUUAUUGAUUCACCUAUAAUAAUCAUGUCCUGUCGUUGUUGUCAGAGUUCUACAGUUCUGCCAGCGUACGAACCCCAUUUUCAUAAUUCCGCAGCUUGUCGUUGCGUUGAUCCAAUUACGGCUACAUUAAUCGACACACCCAGUCCUGCAUUGUCACCGGCAGCAUCCAUUGAAAACUUUAACGACAUAAUUGGUACUCCACCCCCCGACUACGACGAAAUAUUCAAACAAUAAUAUCGCGUGGCGGCUAAAGUUGUUCCGGAUCUUUUCCCCCCUUGCUGUAUGUUCCGAAUUCGCGACAUACGGUUCCUAUCUCUUUUAUUAUUUCCUUCUGUCAACAUUUCCUUUUGUACUCUGUGGCUUGUCUUAUUCUCGUAUAAACCUCGCUACCAUUGGAAUAGGCCUAGGCGCAGAGAGUAUUGUAAUUUUCUUUUAUAAGCCGUUGGUAGCCUCUCCACGCAACGAUGAGUGCGUUUCAUAUUAAUUAAGGAGAUUUAGCAGUUCGUAGUCACCAUUAGACUCUGUUGGUAGAUAACUUAUUGUUUCACGAUUUGUUUUUGAAAUAGGUAACAAAUUCAUCAAUGAGUACCGGCCAGGCACCUUCAAAGU